AUGUGUGGUAUGCGUAUCAUUGGAGAUGUUGUGCGAGUAGCCCCAAACGAACUGGCUUUUAUGACCCCAAAUGCAGCAAAGGCCAUAUACGGAAGCGCUAUCAAGAACCGGGAGAUUUUUCGAAAGAGCGAUUUCCAGGAGAUUGGUGAAAAUGAACCAGGUAUUACUGCUGAGAAAGACCCAGAAGUUCACCGACAGAUCGCCAAGAAACUUGUUCCUGCAUUUAGCACCAAAGCCCUGAGAAAACAAGAAGAUGUGAUUCAUCAACAUAUCGAUGGUUUUGUGGCUCAGCUUCGCAAAUACGGAAUGACUGGUGAAAUUGAGAUGAAGCAGUGGCUCGACUGGCUCAUCUUUGAUAUCGCGGGUGAUAUGGCGUAUGGUCGACAGUUUGAGCAGGUCAAAACCAGAAAAUCAUCGACUUUCCUAUCCACGUUUGGAAAGGUUGGGCUUUGGGGCACCACCAACCAAGUCACUCGACGGUUUCGCAUGCUUCGACCCUUCAUUUGGAUGCUGAUUCCCCCUUCUGUCGUCCUCACUGUACCCACACUCCUCCGCCUGAACAGACAAGAGAUCCGCCGCCGGAUGUCGCAGCGAGACGAAAUAAAACAUCCCGAUUACGUUGAGCAGCUGCUUCCCAAGGAUGGCAAGCCAGACCCUACAGAGGACUGGAUCCUCGCCCAGGCCAAUGUAUUUAUCGUGGCUGGAUUUGACCCCAUGACGAAUUUGAUCUCAUCCGCACUGUACUACCUUCUAGCAGAUACAGAUAAGUAUGGUCAUGCUCGGAAGGAGAUCAGAGAUGAAUUUUCCGAGUAUGGUGACAUCACUGGCGAGCGCCUCCAGACAAUGAAGUACCUUCAAGCAGUCAUCGACGAGUCUCUGCGCAUCCACACCAACGCAGCAUUCGGACUCCCCCGUGUGAGUCCCGGGUACGAAGUGGAUGGCCAUUAUGUCCCUCCUGGGGUGACGGUCCAGACUUGUUUCUUCGCGACCACACAUUCUGAACGGUAUUUCAAAGAUGCCCGCUCCUUCCACCCCGAGCGAUGGCUGCCAUCUUCGCAUCCGCUCUACAAUGCGAGAUAUGAGUCCGAUGACAGACGAGCAUUUACUCCCUUCGCACAGGGACCUCGGGGAUGCCCUGGCUUGAACGCUGGGUACCUCCAGGGCCGAAUUAUCCUGGCUAAGCUACUAUGGUCCUUCGACCUGGAACUGACCAAUAAAGAUGUGAUUGAUUGGGAGAAGGACAUCAAGAUGUUUGCGAUCUGGAUUCGGCCGGAUCUUUUUGUCCGGGUCAGUCCUGCGAAUGGGAAGACGUAG
This is a messenger RNA of Penicillium mononematosum, 1314 nucleotides long. Its product is annotated as cytochrome P450. The record is from RefSeq and is a predicted model, not a curated record. The transcript is spliced from 6 exons. Bases 1 to 1314 code for a protein of 437 amino acids. Gene Ontology annotation, molecular function: monooxygenase activity; heme binding; oxidoreductase activity, acting on paired donors, with incorporation or reduction of molecular oxygen. Lineage: Eukaryota; Fungi; Ascomycota; Eurotiomycetes; Eurotiales; Aspergillaceae.